Messenger RNA from Echinococcus granulosus, 231 nucleotides. RefSeq lists its product as hypothetical. The transcript is spliced from 2 exons. Lineage: Eukaryota; Metazoa; Platyhelminthes; Cestoda; Cyclophyllidea; Taeniidae. Bases 1 to 231 code for a protein of 76 amino acids. The record is from RefSeq and is a predicted model, not a curated record.
AUGGGUUGCUUCGUAGGCCUUUUGGGAUUCGGCUGCAUAAAUGAGGUUUUGGACUUUCCUAAAUCCGUCGUGUUCAGAGCAGUCAGUGAGUAUCGAACACCGUCUAGUCGAUUUGACAGUUCCGCUGUGGACGGUGUCAUCCUUGCUGCUCCUCCAGUAGUUGCUCUCCAGCUUCUGCCACCACAAGGUAGUCUGGUGUUCAAAGGUUUCCGAAAUGUAUCUUUUAAUUGA